AUGGACAAGGUUGCUUGGGCGAAUAUCUCGCACUUCAAGAGGGCGAAUGUCUUGGAUAUUCCGUACUUCGCAUGGGCAAGAUCGCAUGGGCGAAUACCUCGUACUUCAAAGGGCCCGCAUGGAUAUUCCGUACUUCGCAUGGGCAAGAUCGCAUGGGCGAAUACCUCGUACUUCAAAGGGCCCACACCGUGUGGCGCAUAUUUCGGGCUUUGA
Messenger RNA from Sparassis crispa, 213 nucleotides. RefSeq lists its product as hypothetical. Bases 1 to 213 code for a protein of 70 amino acids. The record is from RefSeq and is a predicted model, not a curated record. Lineage: Eukaryota; Fungi; Basidiomycota; Agaricomycetes; Polyporales; Sparassidaceae. The transcript has a single exon.